UUUUCCGGAGGAGUUUUGUCACUCUAUGCAAUUUUAGUUUUGAAUUAUAAGAAAAUACGCUUUACACAGCCAUGCGGCGAAAUAAGGCCGAAGUGGACGAAUAUAUUUAUUCAGUAGAGAGUUCCUCUCCUUCACUCAAAGAGAAACCAAUUAAAGGAUUUUUAUUUGCUAAAUUAUACUUCGAGGCUAAGGAGUAUGAACUUGCUAAAAGACAUGUAUCAGCAUAUUUGAAGGUGGCGGAAAGAGAUCCCAAAGCACACAAGUUCCUGGGCAAACUUUAUGAGAGGGAAGGAGAUAUCAACAAGGCCAUAGGAUGUUACAAGCGGUCUGUGGACCUGAACCCACCCCAGAGGGACCUGGUUUUGAAGGUGGCUGAGCUGCUGGUCAGUAAGACCGAGAGAGACAACAGAGCAGAGUUCUGGGUGGAGAAAGCUGCCAAGCUGCUGCCUGGACACCUUGCUGUCUUCAACCUCAAGGAGCACCUACUGAAUCAACAGGGCCAGCAGGGAUGGAACCAGUUGUUUGACCUACUGCAGGCAGAGCUGGCUGUGAGGCCUGGCGAUUCCCAUAUCAACAUCAAGCUGGUUCAGUUGUUCUCCUCCGAUGGCAGGCUGGAGGAGGCUGUCAAACACUGUCUGGCCACAGAGAAGAGAGGCCUGCUUAGAUCCAGCUUGGACUGGUACUCUACUGUAGUACAUACUCUACAGGAAUCCCUAGCCCAGCCCAGUGUUUCGUCCAAUGAGAAGAUGAGUCAACAUCAGCAGAGAGAGCUACUUUUGGCCCACUGCAGCCUGCUGAGACUGACUCUGCAGGGGAAAGGACUGCAGCCUAGCAUCCAGGCCCUCUGGAGUUUUGACUGUGCGAUGCAGGGCCUGAAGAAGGCAGAGGGCAGUGUAACAGAAGAUCUGUCUGGGGUCUAUGUGGAGAUGAGGGGACAUCUGUACCUGCAUGCUGGCACUCUGCUGCUGAAGAUGGCUCAGGAGAGAGAACAGCAGUGGCGGGCUGUCAUCGAUCUGGCUGUUCUCUGCUAUCUGCUGGCCUACCAGGUCCCCAGGCCAAAGAGCAAGGUGUCUAAACGGGACCAGUCUCCUCCUCAGCCUCUGGAGCUACUGGCCAGUGACCGAAAGAGCCAGGCUGGACACAUGCUGCUCAACCUCAAGCCCGAGACACACACCUUUGUCAGAGAGGUGGUGGAGGCGUUUGGGAACCGUAGUGGUCAGGACGCUUUGUUUGAGCUUUUGUUUGGGCCUCUGGCUCCGGCCGGGACUUCCUUCAUUGGCAACGAUGACAUCCGCUCCAUCAACACACAGGCUCCAGAGAUAUCUGACCUCACCAAAUGGGAUAACGGCUCCAUCCAGCUCCAUGGUGGGGACCUCCAGCAGCUGUGUUGGCUGGGCCUCCAAUGGUCUCUCUUGGCCCAGAGGCCUGCUCUGAGGGACUGGCUCAAACAGCUGUUCCCAAGGCUCAACCUGGAGACCUCCAAACUGGACACCAACACACCAGAGUCCAUCUGCCUGCUAGACCUGGAGGUGUUCCUGUGUGGGGUGGUGUGGUGCAGUCACACCCAGCUCCAGGAAAGGGCCAGGAUCAGUUCUACUGGUCAACACGAGCCCCGCUGCCUGCCCCUGCCCCUCCUCCACCUCCUCUUCACAGACAGACAGAGGGACUGGUGGGACGCAGUCUACAGGCUCAUACACAAACGAGCUGCGCCUGGCACGUCAGCCAAACUGAGGAUGACGGUUCAACAUGGACUAAGCACCUUGCGAGCCGGAGAGAAACAUGGCCUUCAACCAGCCCUGCCCAUACACUGGGCCCAGCACCUCAGCUCAGCGGUACACACACCUCAGCCAGAUGAGACACCUGCCUUUUUCUGUCACACACUACACACACUAUGCCUUAUGAUUAACGAGACGUGGUGUGAUCAUAACAACGGGUUUGGUGUGAACUCAUACUACGCCCACGAGUACAUAAGACGGAGUGUUCACUACUGGAACGUGGUGCUCCCCCUGCUGGACAAGAUCAAGAGGAGACGUGGCAUCCCUGGAUCCCUGGACCCCCUGUUCAUACACUUCCCCUCUAGAGACAUAGAGAUCCCAUCAGUGAAGGGCUUUGAGGAGGAGGCCAAGAUAGCAUUUGCGACCCUCCUGGACAUCGAGGGGAGGACAGAGGAGGCUAUCGCUACCCUGGAGACCAUCAACAACAUCUCGUCUAACUGGCACCUAGCUAGGAUCUUUCAGCGUCUGUCUGAGGAGGCCGGUAGCGGGGUGGAGGAGACACAGGACAGGUGCAUCAUGUUCCUCAGGAAGUUCAGAACUUACCUGUCCAAGAUCUACAACGCCAACGCUGACGACAUGGAUAAGCUGCCCGUUUCGAUGGAGGAGGUGAUGGAUCUCCUGAACGAUGUGAAACAGCAGCUGGAGGAGAGUGGAGAAGCGAUGGAUGAAGAGGAGGACGGCGGACCAGUCCACUCCAGCCUUCAGUUUACUAAGCCUGCUGCUUCAAUCUCUUGUGUCAGAUUCGCCCCAUUAACCCCCUCCCCCAGCAAGAGCUUGGCCUCUCCCUCCAAAAGACACCUGAUUUCACCAAAGACGCCACCUCAUUGGGCGGAGGACCAGAAGUCCCUCCUGCAGAUGCUCUGCCAGCAGGUGGAGAGCCUCAAGAAUGAGGUCCAUGACCUGAGGCAUCACUCAUCAGACAGCAUGGCGUCACCCCACCAAAGAAUGUAUGGAGAUGGGUACGGGGCUGAGAGCAUGCAGGAGGGCUACCCCCCAGCACAGACCUUCCAUGGAGCACCCCUCACUGUUGCCACCACACAGGCACCCUCUAUGUAUUACAAUCAAUCGCCUGCUUAUAACGCCGGACAGUAUCUCCUUCGUACGGCAGCCAAUGUUACCCCAACAAAGGCUCCUGUGUAUGGAAUCAACCGCCUGCCACCCCAGCAGCACAUGUAUGCCUACCAGCAGCCCACUAACACUCCUCCCCUGCAGUCAACACCAGCCUGCAUCUACCCUCCUCAAGAUCAGGUCUUCGGCGCCCCUCUCCGCUUCGAGUCACCAGCAACCAGUCUACUCUCCCCAUACAGUGAGGAAUACUACGGCCACUCGCAGCCCACCACAAACCCUCCCCUCCCAGAGCCUGGCUACUUCACCAAGCCCUCCAUUGUACCUGUCCAACCACCAAAGAGCAUCGAGGGGAAGCCUGUGGGCUUUGGGAAGAUCUCUUUUGGCCAGCCGAUCCCUGCUGAGCCUCCUAAGUUGCCUGGCUUUGGUGCUGGAAUAGUCGCCCAGUCCACCCCAUCAUCCGCUGCCUUUAAAUUCAACUCCAACUUUCAAUCCAAUGACGGGGACUUCACCUUCAAGUCCAAAAACAAUGAGAGCCUGUUGGGUCUUCUGACAUCAGACAUUCCAACCAAAUCUGAGGGUCCCUCAGAGGGGAAGCCCCAAGAGCCUCCUAGUCAGGGAGGGAUUUUUACCUUUGGCCCUAAAAGUGCGUCUGGGUUCUCCUUUGCUGACACAAUCCAGAUCCAGGACAAACCAAACCUGUUUGGAAAAAUUGACCAGUCAUUUAGUUUCUUUGAUGUAACCCCGCCGGUAUUUGGGCUAGCAAACACAGCAGAGGAGGAGAAGGGAGCGGAGAGCAAUAACGACAGCACUCAUGUGGAGGAGGACGAGGAUGGGCCUCACUUUGAGCCUAUUGUGCCCCUCCCUGACAAAGUAGACGUGAAGACUGGAGAGGAGGAAGAGGAGGAGAUGUUCUGUAACAGGGCCAAGCUGUUCAGAUUCGAUGCGGAGACAAAAGAGUGGAGAGAGAGAGGUAUCGGCUUAGUCAAAAUCCUAAAGCACAAUAGAUCAGGAAAAGUGCGUCUGCUGAUGAGGAGGGAGCAGGUUCUGAAGAUCUGCGCUAACCACUACAUCACGCCAGAUAUGCUCCUGAAACCAAAUGCUGGAUCUGACAAGUCCUGGGUCUGGAAUGCCGUUGAUUAUGCGGAUGAGGAACCAAGGACUGAGCAACUGGCCAUCCGGUACAAAACGGAAGACGAGGCAUUGCUCUUCAAGACAAAGUUUGAAGAGGCUCAGAAGAUCGUUCUCAAAUCUCCAGAAAAGCAGCUAGAUCAGUCAUAUAGGAAAAAUAAUUUUCCUAAACUCUCUGCUCCAUUGGCAACAAACUUUGCUGCCCAGUUUGCAAAGAAGUACGGGGAGUGGGACUGCGAUGUGUGCUGUGUAAGAAAUGCAGCUAAAGUUAUGCAGUGUGUUGCCUGCCAGACUGCCAAACCUAAUGCCCCAUCAAAGCCAGACAGCGCACCGGCUACUGACAUCAAAGGCUUUACUAGUGGGGCAGCUUCAGUGGGAGGAUUUACUUUUGGAUUUGGAGCUGACUCGUCAAAAGAUACCAGCAGCGCAGGAUCUAUUGGAAAAGGAUUUGGGUCUUUUGGAGCUCAGAUACCCUCCUCCUUUACGUUUGGAACCAGUGGCACCACUUAUAUACCUGCUGCUGGUUUUGGUGCCCAGUUUGGAAAGAGGCAAGAAACCACAAAAGUAGCAGCAGAAUCAAAGCCCUCAACCAUGCCAUUUGGCUCUGGAUUUGGUGUGCAGUUCAGCAAAAGGGCAGGGCAAUGGGACUGUGAUACAUGCGCUUUAAGAAAUGAGGCAUUUGCAAACAGUUGUCUCUCUUGUCAAACUCCUAACCCUUCAGGAAAACCUGCUGCUGAUGCCCCAGCUUUGGCAACCCUCUCAAUUGGGUCUGGAUUUGGUGCACAGUUUGGCAAAAAACCAGGGCAGUGGGAGUGUGACACGUGUCUUGUUAGAAAUGAGGAGUCUGCUAGCAGUUGUGUUUCUUGUCAAACUCCAAACCCUGUAGCCAAAACAGAUGUAGAUGGAGCAGCAGAAUCAAAGCCCUCAACCAUGUCAUUUGGUGCCCCAGGUUUGGCAACCCUCUCAACUGGGUCUGGAUUUGGUGCCCAAUUCAGCAAAAAACCAGGGCAAUGGGACUGUGAUACAUGCGUUGUAAGAAACGAGGCUUCUUCAAGCAGUUGUGUUUCUUGUCAAACUCCUAACCCUUCAGCAAAAUCAACAGUAGAGGUACCACCAACAACAAAGCCAACAGUGUCAGACUUUGGUGAUGCUUUUUCAAGGAAGGAUGUACAAUGGGACUGUGACACUUGUCUAGUGAGGAAUGAUGCAUCUGCCUCUAAGUGUGUUUCCUGCCAGACACCCAACCCCAAUGCUAGCAGCUCCUCUCUUAGGGCCAUGUUUGCCAGGCAGGAGGGAGAGUGGGACUGUGACGCAUGUCUAGUCAGAAACAACGACUCUGCUAGUCAAUGUGUCUCCUGUCAGAUGCCCAAACCCAAUGUUAAGAGCAUAGCCACAGCCGCCACUUCCAGCUCAUCCUUCAGCUUUAACUUCGGGUGUCGGACUGCCUCUACUCAACCCACAGGCGCUGGGUUUAAAGCGAACUUCAACGGUGACAGGUCUUUGCAUUUUGGCACAGGCAAAGUUGAUAAAAGUUCCCCUGCAUUCUUCAAGUUUGAGACCCCUCAGGCUGAAAGCAGUACCCCCAGUGCUGCAGGCUUCUCUUUCACCAUGCCCAUCCCAGCAGGUGGUUUUAAGUUUGGCACUCAGGAAACUGCAAAGGAAACGCUACCAGCUGAAACUCAGACUCCUGCUUCAGGGUCUGUGUCAAUGUUCCUGAAGAAUAUUGCAGAGCAGAACAGAGAGAAAGAGAAGGAAUCUGGUGUCAGUGUAUAUGCAUCAGUGCUGUCAGUGGACAAGACAGGUCAGGAUGAAAAUCCCCUCUUCACUGGCAAACCCAACGACUUCAGUUUUGCAGACUUGGCUAAAAACUCACAAGGGGACUUCCAGUUUGGUCAGACUGACUCCAAUUUCAAAGGCUUCACCCGCGCUGGUGAGCAGCUGUUCACAUCCCUUCAGUCAAACCAGAGGGCAGACACCUCAGCUGACCAGGAUGAAGAGGACAUAUACAAGACAGAGGAUAAUGACGAUAUCCAGUUUGAGCCUGUGGUCCAGAUGCCAGAGAAAGUGGACCUGGUCACAGGAGAGGAGGACGAACAGGCCCUCUACUCCCAGAGAGUGAAGCUCUUCAGGUUUGACGGAGACAUCAGCCAGUGGAAGGAGAGGGGCGUUGGAGUCCUCAAGUUCCUGAAGAACGCCACCAAUGGCAGGCUCAGGGUGCUGAUGAGGAGAGAGCAGGUCCUGAAGGUGUGUGCCAACCACUGGAUCACCACCACCAUGAACCUGAAGCCCUUGGCUGGCUCCGACAAGGCCUGGAUGUGGCUGGCUAAUGACUUCUCUGAUGGAGAUGCCAGACUGGAGCAACUCGCUGCCAAGUUUAAAACCCCUGAGCUGGCUGAGGAGUUCAAGCUGAAGUUUGAGGAGUGUCAGAUGCUCCUGUUAGACAUCCCACUGCAGACUCCUCACAAGCUUGUUGACACAGGCAGAACUGCACAUCUCAUCCAGAAGGCAGAGGAGAUGAAGUCCGGCCUGAAAGAUCUUAAAUCUUUCCUGACCGAUAACAAAACCAAGAUCAAGGAGGACGACAGCCAAGCUAACAUCACAACAGCCAGUAACACCUCUGGUCUGAAUAUCAAGCCCCACGCAGAGAACACUGGCCCUACCUUAGAAUGGGACAACUAUGACCUGAGAGAGGAGGCUCUGGACGACAGUGCUGACACCUCUGUCUACGCCUCACCCCUGGCAAGCAGCCCAAUCAGGAAGAACCUCUUCUGCUUUGGAGAAUCCACAGAGGGCUUCAACUUCAGCUUCCAGCCUGUCGUCAGUCCCGCCAAGUCGCUGGCCGAGAUGAACCAGAGCGGGGUGUCUGUGGAUGAGGAGCAGGACAUUAGCCAGGAGGAGGAGCGGGACGGCCUGUACUUUGAGCCUGUGGUUCCCCUGCCAGACCUGGUGGAGAUCUCCACUGGAGAGGAGAAUGAAAAUGUGUGUUUCAGCCACAGGGCAAAGCUGUAUCGCUAUGACAAAGACCUGAAUCAGUGGAAGGAGAGGGGCAUCGGAGACCUCAAGAUACUGCAGAACUGCGAUACCAAACGAGUCAGACUCAUCAUGAGGAGAGACCAAGUCCUGAAAAUCUGCGCCAACCAUUGGGUCACACCUUCUAUGAAGUUGGAGCCCAUGAAGGGUGCUGAGAAGGCCUGGGUCUGGAGCGCUAUUGACUUUGCCGAGGUAACUAAGGGAAAUGUUGAGCAGUUAGCUGUGAGAUUCAAACUGAAGGAUGUGGCUAACUCCUUCAGAGAUAUAUUUGACCAGGCUAAAACUGCCCAGGAGAAUGAGAUUCUGGUCACUCCAAUAGCCUCCAGUGAGACCCUUACUCAGGAGGAAGCAAUAGCGACGGGGACAACAGUGUGUGGACAAGCUGAUGUGGACAUCCUGGAGGAGACCACCACAGAACGGACGGAGCUGUAUCAUGAGACUUUACACACCCCUGACUGUAAGUCCUCCACUGGCACUCCACAUAGCCCUCUCAACCUCUCCAGGAUGGUGAUGUCCCCACCCAAGUUCCUCUUUGGAACAGACUCUCUCCAGAAGUUUUUCGGCAGCAGCCCCCCGUCGUCCAAGGAGGAUAGUUCUUCAGAGAGCUCCAAGGUUAAAGACAGCGGUCGGACCUCCCAGCCUUUAACUGCAUUCAAAAUCUCAGAAAAAGCACCCUCCCAGGCGGAGGCCGACGGUGAGGUGGAAGUGGUGUAUGUGAGGCAGCCAACAGUUGAGCAGGCUCUUCUGGCCAGGGAACUCCUGCUGCCUCUCACCUUCUUCUGCUACCAGAACGAACCAGGAUAUACCAGCGACGUCCAGACAGAUGAUGAGGACUUUGAGACAGCAGUUAAAGCCCUGAAUGGAAAACUGUACCAGGAUCCUCCUGAGAGAGAAGCUGCAAGUGCAGGUUCUGCAGGCCAGGCCGACGCAGGUGUUCAGGGUCUGGACCUGGAGCUUGAGGUGGUAUGGGAGAAGAGGCCUACUCCAGAGGAGGAACAGAAAGCCAGGACCCUGCAGCUGCCUUCAACCUUCUUCUGUAGUGUAGGCAGCGAUAGCGAGGCAGAGAAGGACAAGCCAGAGGACUUUGAGACAGAGCUUCGCAAAGCACAGGAGGCUCUGGAUGCUGAGAGAAGCUCAGACCCUGUUUCAUCUGAGGCUGUGUCCUCUAGCACCGGCGAUACUGUGCCAGAACAACAGGUCCCAGACCAGUCCCCCAGCAGCCAGGAACAGGCUUCAGAUCAGUCUGAGGCAGAAGUCCAGUCCACUACAGCAGAAAAACAGGUCCCAGAUCAGUCCUUAACCAUACAGGAGGCUGAAAUCCCAACCCCAGGUAGCCAGGAACAGGCCACAGAACAGUUGGUUACCAUCCAGGAGGCAGAAGUCCAGUCCUCUACAGCAGAGGAACAUGUCCCAGAUCAGUCCUUAACCAUACAGGAGGCUGAAAUCCCAACCCCAGGUAGCCAGGAACAGGCCACAGAACAGUUGGUUACCAUCCAGGAGGCAGAAGUCCAGUCCUCUACAGCAGAAGAACAUGUCCCAGAUCAGUCCUUAACCAUACAGGAGGCUGGAAUCCCAACCCCAGGUAGCCAGGAACAGGCCACAGAACAGUCAGUUACCAUCCAGGAUGCUGACAUCCAAUCUUCUACAGCAGAGGAACAGGUCCCAGUUCAAUCAGUAACCAUCCAGGAGGCAGAUGUCCAGUCCUCUACAGCAGAAGAACAGGUCUCAGUUCAGUCAUUAACCAUUCAGGAGGCAGAGGUCCAGUCCACUACACAGGAGCAGCAGACGCCAGAUCAGUUAGACUCCACUUCAACACCAUCUCAGACUGCGGUCUCCCGCAGCAGGGAGCAGGCUACCACUCCAAACCGUCCAGAAAAACUUGCUGCUAGUGCCCCAGCUUUGAUAACCCCCUCAUUUGGUUUUGGAUUUGGUGCACAGUUUGGCAAAAAGCCAGGGCAGUGGGAGUGUAACAUGUGUCUUGUUAGAAAUGAGGAGUCUGCAAGCAGUUGUGUUUCUUGUCAAACUCUAAACGAGCAGGCUCCAGAUCAGUCUACUCCUGCAGCUACCAGCAGCAGCAGCCCUAUAGACCUGUCUGCCAAGAAGACCUCUGAGCCUGGCUCCAAUACUACAUUUUCUACAACCACUACUCAGGAUGCUCCUAACUCAUUUGGCUCAUUGGGCUUCAGUGCUCUAGGAGGGGAAGGGUUCUCCUUUGCUGAUCUGGCACAGAACACUGGGGGGGAAUUUGCCUUUGGAAAACAAGAUUCCAACUUCUCGUGGGCGAACGCCGGGGCUACGUUGUUUGGAGCUGCAGCCCCAGCCAAAGCUGAGGGGGGGGAGGAGGGGAGUGAUGAAGAGGACACUAAUAAUGUGGGCAUUGACUUUGAACCCAUAGUCUCUCUACCAGAGGUGGAGACUAAGUCAGGGGAGGAGGAUGAGGAGAUCCUGUUUAAGGAGCGUACCAAGCUGUACCGCUGGGAGAGAGACCUGGGCCAGUGGAAGGAGAGGGGUGUGGGAGACAUCAAGAUCCUCUUCCACCCCGAUAAGAGGUUCUACCGGGUGCUGAUGAGGAGGGAGCAGGUGCUGAAGGUCUGUGCCAAUCACACCAUCUGUCAGAGCAUGGAGCUCAAACCCAUGAACACCUCUAACCAAGCCCUAGUCUGGACAGCUACUGACUUUUCAGAGGGUGAGGGUAAGGUGGAACAGUUGGCAGCCAAGUUUAAGACCGCGGAGCUGGCCGAGUGUUUCAGGAAGACCUUCUGUGAGUGUCAGAGUCGUAUGAGCCAAUCAGAGGCCUCGUCCCUCUCCUCCCCCCAGCUGUCCAGGGUACAGGAACAUUCCAGAGACGCCAAUCCCCAGGUGUACCUCUCUAUCUCCGCUGACGACAAGCCCCUGGGAACGGUCACCAUAGAACUGUUCUCUCACAUCGUCCCCAAGACAGCUGAGAACUUCAGAGCGCUGUGUACAGGACAGAAAGGCUUCGGGCUGCGCAACUCUGUCUUCCACAGGGUCGUACCGGACUUCAUGUGUCAGGGUGGAGACAUCACCAACCAGGAUGGGACAGGAGGGAAAUCCAUCUACGGGGACAAGUUUGAGGAUGAGAACUUUGACGUGCGCCACACAGGCCCGGGGCUGCUGUCCAUGGCCAACCACGGCCGAGACACCAACAACUCCCAGUUCUUCAUCACCAUGAAGAAGGCUGAGCACUUGGACUUCAAACACGUGGCCUUUGGCUUCGUCAGAGAGGGCAUGGAUGUGGUCCGCAGCAUGGGAGAGCUGGGCACCAAGACUGGCAAACCCAGCAAGAAGAUUGUCGUCACCGAAUGUGGACAACUGUAGAGCUUCGCUCUGUUCACUGACUGUGGACAUCUCAACUGUAGGGCUGAGAUCUGGUCACUGACUGGAUGGCUAUCGGCCUUCGCUCUGGCCAUGGACUGGACAGUGAUAGGCUUUCAAACUGUGGACAACUAUAGUAGGCAAAUCUCAAAUGAGACCCUAUACCUCAUGUAAUGUAAAACAUGUUUGUUUUUUUACAAGAGCCCAUGUGCAGUGCACGAAGGGUUCUGGUAGUGCACUACGGGGGGAAUAGGGUGUCAUUUGAGACAGAGAUGGUCACCUUUUCAAAAGUGUGGCCCCACCCUGAGGGCAGCAUGUGACUGUGAAUCCCCAGUCUGUUUUUUUGUGUAUAAUGUACAUUAACUUUCUUUGAGAGGGGUGUUCUUUUCAUGUUUUCCAAUAAGAGUUGAAAACGCUGGUUCCUUCAUAAGCUCCCUAACUUGAUUGUUUUGUAUAAUUAAGCCUUAAUCGAGAUGAACAAGAAACCUUGUUUAAAAACCAACCUCUGUUCAUUUUGAACUACGUUCCUUUCUCCUGCUCCCUGUGAAUACUUUUAGGUGUGUUUUUGUGUAUACAUUGAUUUCAUAAUGUACAAAUCAUUGAGACUACCUUUGUCCAUUUUAAACUCUAAAGUUAGGAAUAUGAAGAACUAUAACCUACUGUGUGACACUUUGGGAGAGGGAUGACAUAAUAUCUUAUUGUUGUGGAAGAACCUUUUAUGGUAUUCUGUUGACAAAUAUCACUUGGAGUUGAAACAAUUCUUAUUGUCAAUAAAUAAAUGAUGCUGGAGAAUGUCUUUAGAAAUAAAGUUGCUUUAUAC
Messenger RNA from Salvelinus namaycush (lake trout), 11157 nucleotides. Its product is annotated as E3 SUMO-protein ligase RanBP2-like. Gene Ontology annotation, molecular function: GTPase activator activity; protein binding; peptidyl-prolyl cis-trans isomerase activity. The coding region runs from base 72 to 10340 and encodes 3422 amino acids. Gene Ontology annotation, biological process: protein peptidyl-prolyl isomerization; intracellular transport. The record is from RefSeq and is a predicted model, not a curated record. Gene Ontology annotation, cellular component: nuclear pore; cytoplasm. Lineage: Eukaryota; Metazoa; Chordata; Actinopteri; Salmoniformes; Salmonidae. The transcript is spliced from 29 exons.